AUUAAAACCCUUCCGGAGUCUUGCCGUCGCCUUGAGGCUUGUUCUAUCGCCCCUCAUUGUUGAAACGCAAAGUAGAGCAAUGCGGUAAAUGUAAAUGUCAAAAAACGCACGGGUCUUGCUCUUGCUGGUGGAGUAGAAACAGUGAACAAACUCGUCAGCCCCGGUGUGAAUCUGCACCUAUCUGUCUAGACUUGGAUGUUUUCAGGCAACCAAGUUUGAGUUUUAUAAAGACUCGUCAAAGCCCUUGGAGUGGUCCAAAAAUGUCCUGUCCAACUUGUUUGGCAGACCGAGAGCCACAGUACAAAGUCCUCGUACUGCCUCCCCAGUACGAAUUCGACGAAAAGAGCAGCACCAUGGCUUCAUCCUCCGCGUCCGAAAAUGCGGGCUCGCCAAUCUUCAACCACCGAAUGAUGGGCUCGCCCGGUCGUCGUCAAGCCAGCAUCAGCUCCGACGACGAGUACCCGCAUCUCCCGUGCAGGAACCCGAUCAAGUUUCGGAUCAACAUCGUCCAGAUUGGGCGCUCCGCCAUCUGCGUCUUUGCCUUUAUCGACAUGUUCCUGGUCGCCUUUAGCACGCAGAUAUCGACCACCGUGCCGCUGAUCAUGUUCCUCAUCGCCACCUUGGUCUUCAACGCCUACCAUUUGCUGGGUCAUUUGCUGCCCCGCGGCCCACGGCUCGAGGCGCCGUUCUUCUCCUUUCAGCUUUUCUGCAUAAAGGUCACAUGCGGCGGGGACGACAACGGUGACGACGAGUCCCGGUCGCUUCUGGGUGGCUUUGAAGGGCAUAACGACGACCCCAAGAGCCGACGUGGAAUCUGGAAGGAGCUUGUCGAUAUAACCUUGGCGGUGGUGCUGGGCAUCUUGAUGUUUGUUCACAUGAAUGAUCCCGCCCGUUACUGGUAUCGUUAUAGUGGUGGUACUGCCGAGACGUAUCUCGCGAGCUAUGUCUUUGCCUGGCUGGUUGUUGCAUUCGAGUUGAUUGUUGUCUUCCUCGAGGCGUUUAACAUCUCCAAGGGAGCAACAAUAUUCCUUUGCCCCGACGAGGAUGUCGCGGGGCAGAUUCGGCACCAAAUUCGUCUCCCUCCAUCUCCCUCUGUCGUGGCUAGCCGCAGUGGCGAGCAUGUUUCGAUCGUCGCUUGAGGCAGUAGGCUUCUACUCCUCUUGUGUCCCCAAAUGAUACGAAAAGGCGUACAUAUAGUCCGAGUUUCUCUGUGAGCUCGUAGGUAUUUAAGUCUUUGCUAGCCUUGGGAAAGAAGGGAUCGGGUUUAUCUGCAGCUUGGUUAAACUUUGAUCUUAAAAAAGCAAAAACAAAAACAUACAACACCGAGGAUUCCCCAGUGGUCACCCACCUGAGUACUAGUUCGGCCCUCACUGGUUUGACUAGGGGAGAGCGGACGGGAUCCCGUAUAUUCCAGUGGGUAUGGUCGUAUGUGUUGGGCCACGUUGUGCAACCUCAUUAUACCAAUAUAAUUCCCGUUUUGGUCACUUAUUUCCAUAUUCUUGAACAUCUUUUGCAUUAUAUCACUUUAUGGUCUCGAACCAAAUACAUGCGUCUGCGUCUCUCCUCACCGUGCAAGCAGACACCUGACUCUGUUGCGUCUAUUGAUUAGCUUAUAUGUCCGCAUUCGUCUAAAAUACAGCCGCUUGAAUCUUGAU
Pyricularia oryzae 70-15 is the source of this 1655-nucleotide messenger RNA. RefSeq lists its product as uncharacterized. The transcript has 3 exons. Lineage: Eukaryota; Fungi; Ascomycota; Sordariomycetes; Magnaporthales; Pyriculariaceae. The coding region runs from base 261 to 1139 and encodes 292 amino acids. The record is from RefSeq and is a predicted model, not a curated record.